CUGUUAGGGUUUAAUAAGACGUUGAUUUUGAACGAAAGAGAGCUUCGCGACUCUAAUCAACAAUGGCGUCCAAUUCAGGAAAACAGGCUCUUCAGCGAGUGAGGUCAUUUCUCACCUCCACCCGUAAAUUCCAAUCUCAAUCUAGUACAACCGGAUUGUCGCCGGAGACUUGUAAAACCUUCUCUAGCAUCUCCGGUCGCCGAAACCCUCGUUUGUUGUCCAGGCUUCCAGUGGAGUUGGGUGGUAUGCAGUCUCUGAUGCCUCUUCAUUCAGCAACUGCUUCAGCAUUGCUCAACUCAAUGUUGUCCUCCAAGGUUGGCCAGUGGGGUACACUAUCUGAAGGAUUUGCGACCCCACUAUAACAUGGCCUUAAAAUACCACAAACAUAUGAAGAUGUUACAACAAAUGCAUUUGGGAGUUUUUCUUUUGUUCUCUUUUCUUCCCAAAUAAUUUCCCAUAACUAGAACUCGAUGCAAAUGAUACAGGUGUUUUUGUAAUGAAAGCUAGGUGAACAUUUCAUUUGUGCUUGGGUUUUUGUGGCAUUCUUUAAAUACUGUUAAUCCUAUUUACAGAAAACUUGUUUGUUGUACUACCAUAUUAGCAUUUUGUGUGAAUCUAAUACCCGCGUAAUGAAUCCAAUUUAAGAACAAA
Molecule: messenger RNA, 651 nt
Organism: Lactuca sativa (garden lettuce)
Lineage: Eukaryota; Viridiplantae; Streptophyta; Magnoliopsida; Asterales; Asteraceae
Cellular component (GO): mitochondrion
Source: RefSeq, a predicted model, not a curated record